UUGAAGAAGAUGAAGAGCAAAGGAACCAUGGAAGCUACUCAUCCUCCUCCACAGUUACCAUCUCUCUCCGACCUUGAAGCUCGGAUGCAAGUCCUGCGUGUAUCUGCUUUUGAAGAAAGCAAAGGCGAUGAUGAUACAUUUGCUCAUCGUGCUGAAUGGUUUUACCAGAGGAGACCUCUCCUUCUCUCGCUUUGUCUGGACCUGUACAACGGCUACGUCACUCUCUUGGGCCGUUCUCAUCAAACCAAAACUAAGACACCUUCUCAUCCUAAUCAGCUUCUCGAGGAUGAAGACUGCGUUUCAGACAUUGAUUCCGGUAGUGAGAUCAGCUCGGAGAGCACCGUAUCCUUUCAGCAGAUGCAAGAUCCUUCUGCGGUCUCGGAGAAAGUCGAUGAGCUUGUAUCUCAACUCGUGACUGCAAACUUGGACAAAGAGAUUCUGCAGCACGAGUUACUCCACAAGGAGCAGCAGUUUCAUGAAGCGUCCAAGACCAUAGAGCUGUUGAAGAAGUUCGUCAUGUUGCUGGAGAUGGAGAAGGAAGUGGCUAUAGAGGAAAACGCUAAUCUUGGAUACAAAGUCACUUCUCUCCUGGAGGAGAACAGAGAGCUAGCCACCGAGGCGUUGUUCAUGAAGAACGAAGCUGUUGGGCUCGCUAGGUGUGUGCUUAAGAUGAGAGAUGACCACUUCCACAAGGUCUGCAUUCUCCAGAACCGCAUCUACUCGCUUCAAGAAUCCAGGAACUCAGAGCCCGUCUAUGAUAAGGUCUCAGCCGGGUGCUUCGGUCUUGAUAAGCAGAAGGCCAAGAAGAAGAAGGAGAAGAAAGGCGAAGAGAAAGCUGGAUUCAAGUGGUUCAAGAAGCUCAACAACAUCAACCUGUUCACAAAGUGCAGCCUUAACCCAUCAGCUGCUGCCGCUGCUCCAUCAUGCUGCACUCUCAACUUCCCGAAUUAG
Thlaspi arvense is the source of this 951-nucleotide messenger RNA. Lineage: Eukaryota; Viridiplantae; Streptophyta; Magnoliopsida; Brassicales; Brassicaceae. The record is from the annotation of a GenBank genome assembly.